AUUAUACUAUUUUAAAUCUUUGUAUGAGGGUACGGUCUUGGUAGUUAUUGUUUAGGUAAAUAGAUUGAAUUAUUACAGCUACUUUGGAAUAGUGUAUAAUUUGUUCAAAAUGGACAUUAUCAGGGACGAAGAUCCGCAUGAUUUGAGCAAGCGUGGGGGUCGUCUAGAUAUGAGCCAUGGUUUCCUCCACCAUAUUCGGCGGAAUCAGAUUGCGAGAGACAGUUAUGAUAAGGAGGUGAAAAACGCCAAGGAACUCCAGCGAAAGGUCGCUGCCCCUCCAAGACGCCCCCGUCGGCCGGACAUUGCGGUCUACAACCCCCGCAGGAGAGAUGAAUCCGAGUCCGGCGGGGGUGUGGAGACCGAGGAGUGGAACGACAGCGGGUCCAGCACAGAGACGGAGGCCCCAGGAACCGAACUGUUCUGGCUGGAUUACCAGGACGACUGUGGCACCAUCACAUCCUUCAUCGUCCACAAGGAGGAUAAGCCAGAUGACGUGGUGAAGCGUGUGGUGGAUAAGAACGACCUGGACCCCGCUAUGAGGGCCGCGCUCAGGCUCCGGGUUCGAAAAGAAAUGGACAAAAGGCGAGACAAGCGCUGAAUUGAAGAGUUAGGAGAGUACUUCUUUUAACAAAGGGAAAAUGAGCAGUGGAGAAUCACUCACACAUUCUAAGUUCCUGGUGGCUGUAGUAGGUCACAUCAAUGACAUAAGGACGGCCGUGGUGGACUGAAGUUCAGUGUGCUGCAGGCUGAGCACUAGAAGGAGAUUUCACCGUGAGGGGGAGAUUUUUAGUAUGGACGGCUCCUAGUUAAUAAGUUAAGAGCACUUAUUAGAUACAGCACAGAUGGAGGUGGAUCGGUUUACUGUUACCUCAGAAUAUGAGCCGCCUUUCGAGAGACUGCAUGUUCAGCUCCAUGAGCUGGAAGUCAUGGGGUUGACCUUUGGGAAAGACCAGGCGAGUUUUGGAAGCUUUUUUGCUUUGGAUUUUGUUGUGUACUUUGUUUUCUAAGAUAUAGGUUACUUUGUCCUGAUGGGUUCUCCUUUCCGGAACAUGAAAAUGUCUAUGAUUAUAGAAAUGCGACCCAUUCACCUGUAAGAACCUCCAUGUCUUUAUUCAUGUGUGCAUUUAGUUAUAAUUUCCUCUUAUUUUUUAAGACCUUUUGGAGUAAGUGAAUGUUACCUGGUUGUUGCUGUAUUAUUUGAUGCUAUGAGUUUCAUUGUCUACUUCGUUCUUAUUUAUUAAAUAUUGUUGAUAUUUUUUUCUUUACUUGCCUGUGGGUGUUAGUAUUGAGUGAAUAUCAGUCAGUUUAUUUAUAUUGCUCUGUCAGUUUAUUUAUAUUGCUCUGUACCGGGUAGACAAGAGAACACAGUAUUCAGGAAUAAGUUACAACUAUGCGUGACAGCAUAAAAUAUGGAUAAAUCACUUGAAUUCAAGGCUUAUUCAUCCUACAGGAAACAAACAAUGUACUCCAUAUUGUAAACCUUCUGUAUUCAAUUAAUUGAGCAAAUUAAUGGGAGAAGAUGCAUGCCCACAACGUAUCACUAUAUCACGAAACCAAGUAUCUUGAUAUUAUUUGUUUCCAGCGCUGCUUUAUCCAUUAGUUUGCCGUGUGAAGCAGUACAUCAACUCCAGGCACCAAGCCCAGUACAGGGCUUCAACUAUUCAUCCAUGCCUAGUCCAGGAGUUCAUUUUGACCAAAGACUGACUUGGAACUGUAUAAACUCAGUAGAUUAUUCAUCAGACUGUUGAAGGUUUCCACAUGUCCUUAGUGCCUGUAAGAUACUAGUGAGGCCCUUUGUGUUUUGCAUUUUAGCAGACAUGGGGCGCUUAGGCCUGGCCCUGGCGUCUCAGGCUAAAUUCCUCAAUUUUAUGACUGGGCACUAUAUUUUUCAAAACUAAAGGUUGUAAUACCAUAUAGAAACCAUCCCUAUAUGGAACAAGUUCUGGGGAUCUAGAGUCAAUAAUGGCGAGGCUAUUGAAAUUUUUGCAAAAUAAAAAA
Gadus chalcogrammus (walleye pollock) is the source of this 1998-nucleotide messenger RNA. Its product is annotated as UPF0561 protein C2orf68 homolog. The record is from RefSeq and is a predicted model, not a curated record. The transcript has 4 exons. Lineage: Eukaryota; Metazoa; Chordata; Actinopteri; Gadiformes; Gadidae. Bases 110 to 598 code for a protein of 162 amino acids.